AUGGAUAAGGAGACUAUCGGUGACAGUAUUGUUUAUGACGUUGAAGAUAAACUUGAGAAUCAGUUGCAUGUGAAUUUCGUGGACGAAGAGAAAAAGCCCGGGGAAAAAACAACAAUUGUUAUGAAAGCCAAACCUGGCUCGCGUGUAGCCAUUUCUGCCCUGGAUAAAAGUGUUUUAUUCUUGAAAGAAUCAGAUGAAAUUUCAAAAAAGGAGGCAAUUGAUUUUUUAAAUCUACAAGAAGUCGGUCCAAUGGACUCACGUCAGUACUUUACCUGUACCUCGUAUUUCAGAAAGCCUGCCAAAACAAACGAUCAAGUCUCUCAAAUAUUUAACAAUGCUGGUGUCAAAUUUGUCUCAAAUUUGAAGAUUUUUACUCGGCCUUGUAUUCGUCCUCCUCCCCCACCAAUGCGACGUCCAAUUAGAUUUUUGCGACGAUAUUAUUGGAGAAGUAAUAAAGUAUCUAGGAGGAGGUAUAUCUUUCGCUGGAAAACCCCUCGACGUUAUGGUAAGAUUGAAAAAAACUAUUAA
Dendronephthya gigantea is the source of this 528-nucleotide messenger RNA. RefSeq lists its product as uncharacterized. The transcript is spliced from 4 exons. Lineage: Eukaryota; Metazoa; Cnidaria; Anthozoa; Malacalcyonacea; Nephtheidae. The record is from RefSeq and is a predicted model, not a curated record. The coding region runs from base 1 to 528 and encodes 175 amino acids.